GGGAGCCGCGGCGUGCCCGAGGUCGGAGCGGGCGGAUGGCGCUGCGCGGCUCCCUGUGGGCCGGCCGGGCUCUGCUGCGCGCCCCGGGGCCCCCCGCCCGCGGGAUCUCCGCCGGCAGCCGGCCGCCGGCCUUCGGGUUCCUGUUCGAUGUGGACGGGGUGCUGGUGCGGGGCAGCCAGCCCGUGCCCGCCGCCCGCCGCGCUUUCCAGAGGCUGGCGGACGGCGGCGGCCGGCUGCGGGUGCCCGUCGUCUUCCUGACCAACGCCGGGAACUGCCUGCGGUCGGCCAAGGCCCAAGAGCUGUCCCGGGCGCUGGGACUGCAGGUGCCUCCGGAGCAGGUGAUCCUGUCCCACAGCCCCCUGCAGCUCUUCAGCCAGUUCCACCAGAGGUGCAUGCUGGUGGCCGGGCAGGGGCCCGUGGAGGAGAAUGCCCACGACCUGGGAUUCAAGCRUGUGGUCACCAUAGAGGCGCUGAGGAAAGCAUAUCCCCUCUUAGACAUGGUGGAUCAGAGCCGGAGGCCAAAAGAGCUGCCUCCUCCAACCACUGGCGUCCCCACUAUAGAAGGGGUGAUUCUGUUUGGUGAGCCAGUGAGGUGGGAGACAAGCCUGCAACUCAUUACUGACGUACUCCUGAGCAAUGGGAACCCUGGGGCAGAGCUGCAAGAUGUACCAUACCCUCACCUGCCUAUCCUUGCCUGCAACAUGGAUCUCCUGUGGAUGGCUGAAGCCAAGAUGCCCAGGUUUGGCCAUGGCACUUUCCUUCUCUGCUUGGAGAACAUUUACAAGAAGGUGACAGGCAGGGAACUGAAGUAUGAGGCCUUGAUUGGCAAACCCAGCCCAGUCACCUACCGCUAUGCCCAAUACUUGAUACAGCAGCAGGCAGAGAAACAGGGCUGGAAGACUCCCAUCCGACGCCUCUAUGCAGUUGGGGAUAACCCUAUGUCUGACAUCUAUGGGGCAAACCUCUACAACAACUACCUCAAGUCARCUCAGCAGAACCAGGUCCAGGCUGGGGUGAAGAGGAGCCCACAGGCAGCCAUUCCCCAGACUGAAGUUUCCCUGGAGCUGAGGAAUGACUGCAACAAUUCCGUGGAGAGCUGCGAGUCGAUUCUGGUCUGUACUGGGGUCUACCGCCCCAAUGCCAAUAUUCCCAAGAAAACAGAGCCACACACAAUGGAGACAGUGUUCCAUGGACAYCGGGACUUCUGCUUUGACCCCAGCCUGGUGGAGGCAUCUUACAUAGUGCAGGAUGUGGAUGAUGCUGUGCAACUUGCUUUUAAGAAGGAAAACUGGAGCUAGGAGUUAAAACAGGUGUGCCUAAAGAUCUACUGUAAGGAAUUUAUGUACUGGAAAGGGAAGAGGGCAAGAAUGGAGAGGGACCUGGGGUGAUCUUCCAAUCUAGCUAACAUGAAAGAAAACUUCCUAUUGCAGCAUUAAAAGCCCCUUAAUUUUAUUGAUACUCAUCUGCCGUGCCRACAGCCACCUACAGACUUUCCACUGUGACCAUACAUUGCUGCCAGCCGUAAUGGAGCCAUAAUGGAAACAGGGUAUAAGGAGUAGGCUUGUCCCAGCAAUCCCAGUUUUGUUCAGCUCUCAGAGUUCAUUCUUUUCCACACUUUGUGUGCAAAGAUCAGGAGAGCCCGCCCUCCUCUUCAUGAGGUGUCUGACGGUGAAGCUCUUCCCCACWCAAGGAGCCACCAUCAGCCAAUGCACCAUUUGUACAAUGUGCUGUUUGUCCAGUCUGUGACUCGAAUACAUCAGAAGCUGGGCUGUGGUGGCACUGUGCCAACAGAAGGCUUUAAGUCUUAACAUUCUCCUUGUGAAGAAUAAGUGCCUAUGGACUUUAACAAAUUCUGUUUGCCUGGGGAUUUGCUUCUGUAUCACUGUCAGUCUGAAACAAAGUUCUAUUUUGCAGUUCUCUGGCACUAUGGAGAGGCAGGGCCCCCCAAAGGAAGCUGCAGUAGCCAGAGCAACUUGCUGCAGGGCUGAGGUGAAAGUWAUAUUGUUCCCUCCCCCAUAUUCAGUAUUCUGUGAGCACUCCUGCCACACAUCCCACUAGGGAGCCAGCAGCCUCAGUAGCAGAGGAAACCACCGCACAGUUUGAAUUGGCAGAGUUGUCUUUGCCCAGAACUCAGUGCUGCAGCAAGAGGCACUUUUGGCACCCACUCUGAUCACAACUGUUGCAAGGAACAUCCACCUGCCCCUCCAGAGGGGCCCUUCUUUGGAACAAGGGUCAAAURAAAAAGCCACAGUCCACCUUUGUUCCUUCCUUGCAUGCAAGGAUUCAAAGAGAUCAUCAAGGCAGGAUGGUGCCAUGGCCCCAGAUCCCCAGUCCUGAUCUUUUAGAAUACAAAUGUCUGUGUCUUUCAGUUCCUUUGUCCCUCUCAUCCCUCAAGUGGUUUGCAGCUCAGGGGUACCCAUAUAGUCCAAUCUCUGGUCCCUCCUCUUUUACAUGCAGGUAGAGUCCCCCUAACAUGAGUGAUCAGCUGGGACUUGUCUGCCCAGGAACAUUUCCCUAACAACACGCACCUUCUAUUGCCUCUGUUCUCCUAGCUCAUGUUAUUCAGAGAAGGGUAAAACUUGUGUCUCCACAGACAUUCCAAAGAAGAUCAGCWAGRAYUGAAUGAGAAACUCAUGUGAAAGRUUUASCUUAGCAAGGAGUGUCUUAAUUCCAGAGGAGUGUUGUGAUUUUGGAAACACAAAUCAGUCUGUAUAUAAUGAAAAGCCUUGGAGCCAACACAACUGUUGGUGUUCCUAAUUAUAGUCAGCUCACACCACACUGAAAUAUCAGAAAUAGGUCUGCUCUGCUGUUUCUUUCCUUCUUCCUGCUUUACCAGGCAGCUCCAUACACAGGGUACAAACAAGAUGUUCUGCACAGAAGUUUGAGUUCUUAAUUCAAAUUUCAGCAUUUUUGUGCACUGAAAUUCUGUUUCAGCAGCUCUCCAUCCUCUCAGUGCUGAUGUGUCUUCCUAGGAAGGUCACUACAGUGCAGGCUCUAUUCUUGUGCCAGGCUCCAUGUCUGAAGCAGACCAGGUGCUCUUUCAGUGACCCAGCUACAAAAGYUCCUCUGUCUCCUCCAUUUUUCUAUCCUUUAUUAAUAGAAGCAGAAAAAUACCUCUUUGCAUGGGUUUCCCUUCUGCAAAAUCCAUAGUGGGAAGCAGUUUCUUCCUCUCUUAGCACUGCUURGUGGGGGUCUUGUCCCUUGUCUCAUCAGGACAAGAAUUGCUAUGCUGCUUCUAAAAGCAGCUGUAAUGGGAAGAACACAGAUUUGAAUCCUUUUCCUUUCACUGGAGAGGAAAUUACCAUUUCAUCUAGUUGCAGAAGACAAGGGCUUGUCUCCAGUUUCCAGAAGAGUGGGCACAGGGAGGGACUUUGCAUAUAACAUAGGGGAGGUCCUUUAGCUGCAGUACCUCUCCACAAUCACAGUUGUGCUGGUGCCCCCAGCAUGCAAGGCCUGAAACUGGCAUUCAAGCUCCAUUUAUUCUGCUGGAGUGGUAGCUGCAGUGUCCCUCAGCCUUGCUUUUCAGAGAUGCCAUCCAGUGCAGAAAGAGGAAUGUUCCCUUUGCUUGCAGAAUUUGCUGACUUGGGUGGUAACUUCCAUGGGAUUCCUUGGAAUGGUCCUCUAGGCCAUGAUUMCACAGACCUCAGGGAGCUGGUUGCUGGCAGGAAAUGUGAGCCACACCUUCAGUCUGGUGGGUGCUGAUUGCAGAAAUGCUGAGGUCUGUCCAUCUGCAGCAAACCUUUGGCAGAGCUCUGUCUUGUUGCUUGUCAAAAGUGUGGUGCC
Malurus melanocephalus (red-backed fairy wren) is the source of this 3783-nucleotide messenger RNA. RefSeq names its product haloacid dehalogenase like hydrolase domain containing 5 (gene HDHD5). The record is from RefSeq and is a predicted model, not a curated record. The transcript is spliced from 8 exons. The coding region runs from base 36 to 1298 and encodes 420 amino acids. Gene Ontology annotation, biological process: glycerophospholipid biosynthetic process. Lineage: Eukaryota; Metazoa; Chordata; Aves; Passeriformes; Maluridae. Gene Ontology annotation, cellular component: mitochondrion.